Messenger RNA from Penicillium maclennaniae, 3780 nucleotides. Its product is annotated as DUF3659 domain-containing protein. The coding region runs from base 1 to 3780 and encodes 1259 amino acids. The record is from RefSeq and is a predicted model, not a curated record. The transcript is spliced from 2 exons. Lineage: Eukaryota; Fungi; Ascomycota; Eurotiomycetes; Eurotiales; Aspergillaceae.
AUGGCGACUCCAGACGCAAAGCCUAGACUUGACAAGAAAGUCUCGGGUGCACCUGACACUCCCUUGAAAAAGGGCCAAGCUCUUAAAAAAUCUUUACCAGAAAGGAAGAAGCCGGAAUUGUCCAAAAAGACAACUCCUGCGCGGAAGGCGACCGCCGAGUCCAAAUCCAACGGCAUUCCGACGGAAUCGUCGAAGCCUCCAGGUUUGAAGAAUUUGUCUCCGGCACCUGCUUCACCUCAAAAGCCACAAAAAGCGACUGAAAAGGUUCCAAAGCAAAAGGAGGUCGAGGCAGACGAUGAAGUGGAGCUUGAGGACGCGGAUGUACCAACCGAGUCAAACGAAGACAAUGAAGGCCCGCUAGAGUUGGUCGACAAUGAAACAAGCUCAAUUGAAGGAGAAGAUGAAGUGAACGGGGAACAGCGAGAUGACGCCGCAAAGGAGUCACCGCAGGCUUCUGGAUCAACGGGAAAAUCAUACUUCCAACGUGGCAAAGAUGCUGCCUCGGGUCUUGCAACAUUUGCGAAUAAGGCCAACAAGUUCCAUUCUCAAUUGCCUGACUCUGUAAAGGAAAAAGCAGCAAGUGGCGCGCAGACGGGUGUGCAGAGCAUCACGACCACACUUCAGCCAGCUGCUGAUGGAGCGGGAGGCGAAGUUCGAGAGAUCACGGAGAAAGCUCCACCUCUACCCACCGAUUUGUCUGCUCUGUCUGGACUUGAGGUUGGAGAAGACGGAAUGAUCCUCGAUGACGACGGCAAUCAAAUUGGCCGACUAGCUGAGGGUGAGGCCGAAAAUCUUGCCGGUCAUACUGUUGGUGAAAAUGGAGAGAUUUUUGAUGAGGAUGGUGAUCUGAUUGGGCGUGUGGAGCUUCUCAGCGAAGAAGUGGCUGGGAAGACCGAAGCACUCCCUGACCAAGCAGCCCUAGGCUUGAAAGACCUCGCAAACUUGCCUCUAGCGGAAGACGGCUCAGUCAAAGACCCAUCUGGUCGAGUGUUGGGGAAGCUCGUCGAAGGCAAUCCUGAUGAGCUGGUGGGUUGGACUGUGGAUGAAAAUGGCGAGAUUCUUGAUGACGACGGCGAUUUAGUCGGCCGUGUCGAGCUACUUUCUUCUGAAGAGUCUGGCGAGCAACUUGACCAAGUGAAAGAUUCCGUCGGCGAGUCGCUGCCAGGAAUUUCCAUCCUCAAGGAUAAACCCAUCAAUGAUGAAGGCAAGAUACUGGAUGAAGAUGGUGGCGUCCUUGGUCAGAUUAAAGAAGACCUAGACCCUGAAGCCUUGGCCGGAAAAAUACCUAAUGAACAAGGCCAGAUCCUGAAUGAUGAUGGCGAGAUCAUAGGAGAAGUGGAGGUGGUAGCUGGGGAGGUUGCCGAUAAAGCAAUGGCAAUGCAGCAAGAAACGGCACAAGGGGUCGAACACGAUAUCUCAAUUCUCGAUGGCCUCCAAGUCAAUGAAGAAGGACAAAUAGUCGAUCCAAGUGGAACUGUACUUGGUGAAUUGGAGGACGGUGAUCUAUCAGAAAACAUUGGUAACACUGUGAACGAAAAGGGCUUGGUCCUAGACGAAGAUGGCAAUAUUCUAGGCAAAGCUCGAUUGGUUACCAAAGAGUCCAUGGAAGAGCCUGAAAAAACUGCCGAAGAUACCAUCCCGGAACUACCACCCCUCUCCACGCUUGAAGGCUUCAAGUGCAACAAACUUGGCAAGAUUAUCAAUAGCGAUGGGAUCCCCGUUGGGGAACUUGUCGAGGGUGACCCCAAAAAGCUCUCUCGAGACGGUGUCGAGCUUGACGACCAAGGCCAAUUCUGGGAUAAUCGAGGAAAUGUCAUCGGCAGAGCUCAGACUCUUCCUGUGGAAGACGAGGAAGAGAAGGGUCCAUUCGCGGAAUUUGAAGAGCCUUUCGUUGCUGAGGAAGGCUGGGUCCACGACGCCAACGGAAACAAAGUGGGACAAGUUGUCGAAGGUGAAGUUGGAAAACUUCUUGGAAGAGCUGUUGAUGAUGAUGGUGAUAUCCUUGACAAACGAGGCAACCUUCUGGGAAGAGCAGAACCCUGGGAAGAACCCGAGCCCGAACCGGAAGAAGCCGUCGAUCUUUCAGAAUUGGAAGGCCUGACCCCGAAUAAGAUUGGAAACGUGAUGGGUCCAGAUGGAGUCCCUGUUGCUCAAGUCAGCGAAGGUGAUCCUAAAGUAUUGGCCGGCAGGAAGAUUGAUGCCGAAGGCCAAAUUUGGGGGGAUGGUGGCCAAGUUAUUGGGCGGGUUACUCUGAUUCCCGAGAAUGAACGCGAGACCAUCACGCCUUUUGGAGGUAUGGGAGAUCUGGUGGUUCGAAAAACCGGGUUCGUGGAGGAUGAAUCUGGUGAUGUUGUCGGCAAGGUUAUUGAAGGAGAUCCUCAACAAUUGCAAGGCUUCCUUGUGGACGAUGAUGGGGAUAUUCUCGAUAAACGAGGCAAUGUCAAGGGACGGGCUGAGCCCUAUACUCCACCCGAAGAAGAGGAAGAAGAAAAACAAGAUCUAUCCAGUCUUGAAGGCAUGAAGGUCAACAAACUAGGAAAUGUCGUUGAUGAAAAUGGAUCCGUGUGGGGACGUCUCAUCUCUGGCAAUCCCAAGAAGCUUGCUGGCAAGCAAGUCGACGCUGAAGGUCAAGUCUGGAGUGAUGAUGGAAAAGUGCUCGGCUCUGUCGAACUGAUUCCUGAAUCAGAGAGAGAGCAGCCAGAGGGUAUUUUCUAUGGGCUUGAGGGCCUAGUGGUCACCAAAGACGGCACCAUUACCGAUUCCACCGGUCAGAUCGUCGGGAGACUCAUUGAAGGAGAUGCCCUCCGAUUGAAAGGCCGAGCCGUCGACGAAGAUGGAGAAGUGAUCGACAAACUUGGAAACGUCAUCGGUCGGUCAGAGCCUUGGACUCCAGAGGAAAAGCCGCGCGAUAUCAAUCCAAUGAGUGGCCGGAAGGUCAACCGAGACGGAGAAGUGCGUGACGAAGAUGGCAACCUCAUCGGUAAACUCACGGAGGGCAACCUGAAGUCUCUGGUUGGGAAAACCAUUGAUGACAAUGGCUACAUCGUGGAUAACGAUGGCAACAAGAUCGGCGAAUGCACCCUGCUAGAGCAGUUGCCUGAGCCCGAGCCCGAGCCCGAACAAGAAGAGCCUGAGUUGUCUCCAGAGGAACUUGAACAGAAGGAAAAGGAGGAACAUGAUCGAGAUUUAGCAAAGAAGAUGUGUUCAAUUGUGCAACAGACGCUGGAUUCCGUUGAACCUCUAUGCAAGCAGAUCACUGAGCAUAUUGAGCGGGCAGAUCGAACACCCCGCGACGAGCUUGAUGAAGAACAGUUAGUCAAGACAGUGAAGCCUAUCAUUGAACAAGCCGGAAGUAUGCUGCAAGAAUGCAAGGGAGCCCUUCGAGGUCUGGACCCGGAUGGACAAAUUGCAGCCUCCGCCAAAGCCCGGAGUGUAUCGCGCGAUGCAACACCGGAAGAAUACCAGCUGGCAGAUCUUUUGAAGCAACUCUCGCAGACGAUCUCCACCACCAUUGAGAAUGGUCGUCGGCGCAUCGCUGACAUGCCUCAUGCAAAGAAGAAGAUCAAUCCACUUUGGUAUUUGCUGUCCGAACCUCUGUUCCAGAUCAUUGCAGCCGUUGGCUUGCUCCUAAGUGGGGUUGUGGGACUUCUUGGUAAACUCCUUGAUGGUCUUGGUCUUGGAGGUCUUGUUCGAGGGCUUCUUGGUGGGUUGGGAAUUGACAACCUUCUCAGUGGUCUUGGUCUGGGCAAUGUCGGUGGGAAGUUGGGUUUGUCUGGUUGA